Cylas formicarius (sweet potato weevil) is the source of this 1622-nucleotide messenger RNA. RefSeq names its product cilia- and flagella-associated protein 45-like. The coding region runs from base 64 to 1608 and encodes 514 amino acids. The transcript has 8 exons. The record is from RefSeq and is a predicted model, not a curated record. Lineage: Eukaryota; Metazoa; Arthropoda; Insecta; Coleoptera; Brentidae.
CGGGAAACAAGACAGUUUUGUCAAUUUUGAUUAAGUAGAAAGGUUUGUCGUUGGUUAAAAAAUAUGCCUCCGACCAGUGGAAAAUUUUACAGGAAAGUCCAAAAAGAAAAGCAUAAGCUCUCUGGCGACCAUCAUCCCAACCAGUGCAAUCACAUGCUCCACGGUCAGUUCAUUCACCACAAGCCUCUGCGGGCUACGGAGGGCAAGCAGGUAGUGGUCGCUGAUGGCGCCCGGACUCUGAUCGUCCCUGAGCGCACUCCAGUGGAUAGGCCUGCGAUACUGGCCCAAUCGGAAUUCGAGAGGUUGAAAAGUCAGGCUCACGUAACGACCCUAGAGGACAGACUAAAAACGAUCGAGGAACUUGACAGGCGCAAAAACGCGCUCGUGAUGGAAAGUCUGGCGAGGAAAGAGGAGCUGCUCAAAACUCAGAAACAUCGGAUCGUCGAGCCGGGUGGCAAAGCAGAGACGGUCGAGUCAGACUCAGUCCACAUCCUCAAACGGUCGGAGGAACUGCUGAUGGAACAAGACGAGAGAGUGAAACGAGCCAACGGUAUUAUCCUCGCGGCCAAAUGCCGCGCCAUACGUAACGCGCAAAUAGCCGAGAAAAAGGUUAUCGAACGGCGACUGAAAGAAGAAGAAACUCGCCUGGAAGCGAUGAUGGAGCAACAACGUCAGAAAAGUAUAGAAGCGGAGGAGAAGAAACGGGAGGAGGAGGAAAAGAAGAAGGAGGCAUACGUGGUGGAGGUGACGCGGCAGAUGAAAGAAAACGAGCUGGAGAGGAUGUUGGAGGCGGAACGGAUCGAGGAGGAGAGCAGGAUGUUGAAUAAGGCGCUGAUCGAGCUUCAGAAGGACGACGAGGAAAAGCUGAGGGUGAAAAGAGAGGAACAGUUGAGAACGAGGGAGGAGUUGAGGCGGACCAACGAGGAGGCGGAAAAGUACAGGAACCUCAAAGCUGAGGAGCAAAGGAUCGCGGAUUUGAGGGUUCAAGAGUUUAUGCGUCAAAAAGCGCAAAGAGAAGAGGCCAGGGAAAAAGAACAGUCGCUCUUGAGGGCAGCGAAAGAGCGAGAAAUUGCAAGACUGCGAGCCAUGCAGGAAAAGAGCAGAGAUAUCCAGGCGGCUCUCGACGAGAUGCACGCUUUACGCACACAGGAGGAGAAGGAGCGCGAAUGGAGGGAGAAGGAGAAACGGGCAGCUUUGGAGAAACAGAAAGCUACCAGGGAGUUGCAUGAGGCUAGAAGGAGGCAAGUGGAGGAUAUUAGGAGGGCGCAGGCGUUGGCACUCGCCAGAGAUGAGGAGGACUUUAAGAAGGUGGCGAAGGUGCAGCGGGAGUGGUUGGAGAGAGACGGUCAAAAGAGAGAAUUACGGAAGAGGGAGGUUGCGGUGCACAGGAGGGAGUUGUUGAAGCAGAUCGACGAGAAGGAGAAGGAGAGAAUUGAGCGCGAGAGGGAGAGAUUCGAGGAGGGCAAGGCACAGAGGAUGGAGUACGCGUUGAGGGACAGGGGCGUGGAGGAUUAUCUCAAGCGCAAGGUCGAGCGGUUGAGAGAAUGCAACGUGCCAGAGCUUUACGUCAGGGACAUCGAGAGGCAACUGAAACUGGGGGGAAAAUGACGAGCUUAUGUUAU